Naegleria gruberi is the source of this 456-nucleotide messenger RNA. RefSeq lists its product as uncharacterized. Gene Ontology annotation, molecular function: phosphatidylinositol N-acetylglucosaminyltransferase activity. The coding region runs from base 1 to 456 and encodes 151 amino acids. Gene Ontology annotation, biological process: GPI anchor biosynthetic process. NCBI's taxonomy places the organism in Eukaryota, Heterolobosea, Eutetramitea, Acrasida, Naegleriidae. The transcript has a single exon. The record is from RefSeq and is a predicted model, not a curated record.
AUGAAUGAUCAUCAACAAUUAAAGGAAAAAAGAGACUUGCCUGUCAUUAAAAGUUCAAGUAAUGUGGAAAUAUAUGGAUUUGUUGGUUGGAUUGUAACAUUUGUAAUUCUGUUUUUAUAUCUUUCCUAUGCAUAUAUUCCCGAUGAAUGGCUUCAUAUUAUUGGAGUGACGUAUUACCCUGACAAAUAUUGGGCCAUGGCUAUUCCUUGUUUUUUAUGUGUAGUGUGGAUUACAUUCUUCUUGUGGAAUUACUUUUAUUAUCAUUACAAUUCCUAUCCUUUAGAUGAUUUGAGAUGCAUAGAAGACAAUAGAACCAAAUAUCUGAAACGAGAGAAUAUUGUACUGGGUUCGUGGGAAAACAAGAAUCCCAAAAAAACUGAUCCAGUUGUACCAAUCGUAAGAGAUUUACCAUUAGAAAUUGUUAACGAAAUGCUAUUUGAUAAGGAAGAAGAUUAA